AUGGGUUGGGUUUAUAAUGCCACCCCCGAAGUCGAGGCCUCAUCGCAGUACCGUCUGAUCCUGGGAGUAUGUUUAAGUUUGACCAUGCUGAUGGUGGUGACCGUCUCCUUGCGACUUUAUGUUCGGGCUCAGUCAGGUCGACUGGCUGCGGCGGACUGGGUGAUGGCUGGGAGUAUGAUAUUUAGUAUCAUCUAUAGCGCGCUGUGCAUUUCUCAAAGUCGAUAUGGCCUCGGGUUGCCACUGAGGGAUCGACCUAAGCUGGAUUUCCCAACCUACAGCAAGAUCAACUACGCAGGGCGACCUUUUUACCAAAUCGGUAUUGCAGGCUUCAAGGCUUCGCUUUGUCUUAGCUAUCUACGCCUAAUCUCUGGAACCUCCAAGCACACUUAUCGAAUUAUUAUUUGGAUUGUGAUCGCUCUCUGUACGCUGGGGCAUAUUGCUGGGGCCCUUGUCCUAAUCUUCAAUUGCAGACCGGUUCGACGAGCAUGGAACAAUCACGUUGAGGGCACCUGCCUUCCAGUCGGGGCGACAUUCUACGGUCUCGCAAUCUUCACCAUCAUUUUCGAUGUCCUGAUUAUUCUGUUACCAAUCCCACUCCUUCUCGGCCUGAACAUCAAGACUGCGCAAAAGGCAGGUGUGGUGUGUCUUUUCCUCCUCGGUCUAUUUACAACAAUCUGCUCCAUCCUGCGACUUACACAAAUCCAACGCGUGGCGUUUGGAGACGGUAACUCGACAAUGCUGGUGUUGUGGGGCACAAUUGAAUUCAACGUGGGAAAUAUUGUCACUUGCGCUCCCUACUUAGCACCUCUGCUCAAGGGCUUUGUGCGAGAUUUCCGAUCUAGUAGCGGGAGAACCAAGGGAAACUAUUAUGACAGCCGAGGCAGAAGUUAUGCAAUGGAAAACUGGUCGAAAGACGGGCGCUCUCAGCUGCAGUCAAACGUGUCUGGCCCAGCUCCUCCCAAACGGACCCCAAGCGAGGAGCUGAUCUUGUCAAGCCAGGAUCGAGACCACGGAGGUAUUGAAAUGACCGUGGAAUACAGUGUCUCAUUGGAAAACAGGUCGACGAAAGGGGCCUGA
Penicillium nucicola is the source of this 1077-nucleotide messenger RNA. RefSeq lists its product as uncharacterized. Bases 1 to 1077 code for a protein of 358 amino acids. The transcript is spliced from 6 exons. The record is from RefSeq and is a predicted model, not a curated record. Lineage: Eukaryota; Fungi; Ascomycota; Eurotiomycetes; Eurotiales; Aspergillaceae.